Molecule: messenger RNA, 1491 nt
Organism: Vigna radiata var. radiata (mung bean)
Lineage: Eukaryota; Viridiplantae; Streptophyta; Magnoliopsida; Fabales; Fabaceae
Exons: 4
Coding region: 1-1491 (496 amino acids)
Source: RefSeq, a predicted model, not a curated record
AUGGCACAGAGAACCAUUAGACAACUAGCCACCUCCCAUAAUACAGUUACCCAAAGUAACAUUGAAUACCCUGAUGUUAAGUGGGAGUUGAGACCGGACCUACUAAAUGUCUUACCGAAGUUCAAUGGGUUAUCAAGGGAGAAUCCACACAAGCACUUAAGACAAUUCCACAUGCUGUGCAAAAACUUUAGAUCUCCCAGGAUCACAAUAGAAAGCCUGAAGAUGAGAGUUUUUCCUUUUACCCUUCAAGGAGCAGCUCAAGAUUGGUGGUAUUAUCUCUCUGCACGGAUUACAAAUUGGGAAACCAUUGAAAGACUAUUUCUUGAAAAGUAUUUUCCUGCAUCUAGAUUAUCUGCCAUCCGUAGAGAAAUUCAAGAUAUAAGGCAGAGAGAUAGAGAGAAUCUUAGUGAAUAUUGGGAAAGAUUCAAGAAAUUAUGUGCUUCAUGCCCUCAACUCCAAAUGGUAAACUUCAUUCUAAGCUUUUAUGAAGGCUUAAGUCCAACUGAUAGGUCAUGGGCAGAUGUUGCAAGCGGAGGAUCUUUCUUAGACAGGUCACCAGAAGAUGGGAUAGAUAUAAUAGAACGGAAGGUAGUAGACAAUCAACAGUAUGAAAUAAGAGAAAACUCAGUGACUUUGUUGAAAGGAGUUCAUGAAAUUGAAAACGGUGUAGUUGAUGGAAGGGGGAUAGAGGAAAGAUUGAAUAAUCUAGAAAGCAAACUCGACAAGAUUGCAAGUUUGUUUAAACCCUCUACACCACAAAUUGCUAAGAAGUGUGGAAUUUGCAUUUCAACUGAUCACUACACUGAUGAAUGUCUUAGCUUGAUGGAAACUACUGUGGAAAACUCAUCCCAAGUUUUUGCUGCGAACACGUUUGGAGGAAAUAGACCAUACCAGAAUUAUCAUGAUUCAUCCUCCAAUAGUUAUCAACAGAACAUGCAACCUUAUGUUCGAUCUCAACAAAGGCAACCUUAUGUUCCACCUCAACAAAGGCAGCAAUUUCAACCUGAAAUGUCAUUGCAAGAUUUCAUGAAGAAGAUGCUUGAGCAAAAUUCAGAAAUCAAGAAAUCAAUUGUAGAUUUGACUCAAAGGGUGGAAAAGUUAGAGGCUAAGGAGUCAAAUAAGUUGCCUGCACAAACAGUGAUCAACCCGCAAAAUCUAAGUGUUAUUACUCUAAGAACGGGUAGGCAAGUACAAGGCCUUGAUGGAGCCCAAGAGGAUGAAGACAAGGAGAAAGAAGAAGCACAAAUUGAUGACAAUGGAGGACCAAAUGAACCAUCACCUGAGACUACCACCGGGAAAUCCAGAAGGCAUUUUAGGGACAAUGAGGUUGUGAAUUUAGGAAGAAAUGUGUCAAGCUUGAUUAAGAAGAAUAUUGAAAUACCGCAAAAAUGCAAGGAUCCAGUGUUUACUUCUCUAUCUCUGGGACCUCUUAAGACUACUGGUGUGGUCAUUCAACUGGCCAAUCAUAGCACAAUUAACCCUGCAGGAUGA